UUUCCUUAAGCGAACAGUUCUUCUUAAGACAUUUAUUAUUAUGUUAUUAUAGUGGUAUUAUCUACUCAGCUGUAAGUUUGUAAAAUAAAAUAAAAUUCAGUGAAUUCUUUUUAAAUACAAGAUGAACAAUUCAAUCUUUGUGAUUGCUAUUGCAAUCGCAACUCUUCUUUCGUGUGCAGACGCUCAAAAUGAUCAAUGUGGAACGCUAUCGCCAAUGCCGAUACCCCUGGAUUCAGGAUCCGACAGCCCUGACAGCACUGAGCUGCCCUGGCAUGGUGCCGUGUACAAGAAGACCACUACCCCUUAUCAGUUCCGCUGUGCAGUUACUUUGGUCACGAAGAAAGUCGUUUUAUCAGCUGCACAUUGUUUCUGGGACGGGGUUAAGGAAACUGCACUGAAGGCUGAGGACUUCGCGGUGGCUCUCGGCAAAACACACCGGCCCUGGGCCGCCCCUGAAGACCAGCAUGCACAGAAAUCUGAUGUCGCUGAAAUAAAACUGCCAGCCCGUUUCCGUGGCGGUUUGACGAACUACCAGGACGACUUGGCAGUGCUGGUGUUGGCCAAGGAGAUCACCUUCAGUCCUCAUGUUCGACCGGUGUGUCUGGACUUCGACGUAAUCUUCGAGCGACAGCAAUUAAAAGAAAACUCCCUGGGGAAGGUCGCCAGUUGGGGUGGAAUAAAGCCGAGCAAAACUUACAAAGUCACCGAAAUGAUGUAUUUUCCUAUCGAGCAGUGUAUCGCUGAAUCUCCUCCAGAUUUCAGAGAGUUUCUAACUUCAGAUAAAAUCUGCACUGGAUUUACAAAUGGAACCGGCCUGUGCAGGGGUGAUGGUGGUGCUGGUCUCUCUUUCCCUUCCAUGGAGAGAGGCAGGACACGCUACUACCUCCGCGGUUUAGUUUCUACAGCGCCUACUUCAUCCGAGGACUUCUUGUGUACAGAGAACUCUUUACAAACGUACACUCAGAUAUCUAAGCACGAGCUAUUUAUUAAGGAAAACAUACGUACGUAGCAAAUUAAUCAACCCGGAAAGGGAUCGUAACCGUAUCAACGCGAGGCGGUCAGUAUUCUUUGUAUGAAACUCCAUACUGCAACGCACACUUCCGAUCCGUAACGUAAACGCCUCGCGGUUGACAGUUGCGACAACCCUUUUCCAAGUUGAUAAGUCUGCUAUGAUGACUUAAAUAUUGUUCUGAGUUCUUUUCUUCUUUAUUAUAAUGUAUUUUUGAUAGUAGAUUAAAAAACACACAAUAAUUAUAAGUAAAAUUUAGUUAUUCGCUCUCUCCAAU
Molecule: messenger RNA, 1286 nt
Organism: Ostrinia nubilalis (European corn borer)
Lineage: Eukaryota; Metazoa; Arthropoda; Insecta; Lepidoptera; Crambidae
Product: modular serine protease-like
Exons: 7
Coding region: 122-1009 (295 amino acids)
Biological process (GO): proteolysis
Molecular function (GO): serine-type endopeptidase activity
Source: RefSeq, a predicted model, not a curated record